Molecule: messenger RNA, 1662 nt
Organism: Thamnophis sirtalis
Lineage: Eukaryota; Metazoa; Chordata; Lepidosauria; Squamata; Natricidae
Source: RefSeq, a predicted model, not a curated record
GCAAGUUGCAGGCGCGGGGCUGCUCUCGCGCCCUUCCCCACGAAGCCCGGGCGGCGCGCGGCGGCGAUGUAGGCGGGCGCGCGGACCUUUUGCACCCCCGACUUCGCGGCACAAAGCGGCUCCGCGGCUUCUCCGUUCCCCCCCUCCCGCCAACCCGUGUGCGCCCUCCGCGGGACGCGGCGCUCGCCGCUGCCGCCUCUAUGAGCUCGGGCGUCCGGGAGCACAAGGUGAGAGGAGGUCACAGGAUGAGCCAUAUGGAGGAGAACUUCAGCCCUGACGAGGCUCGGUCUCAGCUGGUAACCAAAAGAAAAUUGCUUAAGAUGCUAAGCCUAAGCCCUGGACACAGCCAAGCCCGCGGGUCUGAAACAAGGGAGAAGAAAAUACCAUCCAUGACAUGGCCUGUGAAAACAGUGCAUACUAUCAAGAAACGCAAAGCCUUCUUGGUGCACCGGGGUACCCAGACAGAAGAGAUACCGGAUAUCUGCAUCGAAUGUGGGAAGGUCUUCAUCCAGAACUCCAGCCUGAUCAGCCCGUGGCCCGUCCAGAGCGACGAGAAGCCGCACAAGUGUUCUGAAUGCGGGAAAAGCUUUUCCGUCCGUUCCAGCCUCAACAGACACCAGAGGAUCCACACCGGAGAAAAGCCGUACAUCUGUCUCGACUGCGGCAAGCGGUUCAACGAUAAGUCCAACCUGACUCAGCACCAGCGGAUCCACACGGGCGAGAAGCCCUACGAGUGCAUUGAUUGUGGCAAAAGCUACAGCCGCAGCUCUCACAAGAAGAAGCAUUUGAAGGACCCGGCGGAAGAGCCGCGAGAAGUCUGCGCCCCGGCGGACAGAGCCAACGCCAGUGCCGCGGACGAGAAGCCCAAAGCGAAGCAGAAAGCGGAAGUGAUGAACACGUGUACGGAGUGCCUGCGGAGUUUCGGCCACAACGCUGACCUGAUCAAGCACAUGCGCAUCCACACGGGGGAGAAACCCUACAAGUGUAACAUCUGCGAGAAGAGCUUCAACGUCAGUUCUAACCUCUUUCGGCACCAGAGGAUCCACACCGGCGAAAAGCCGUACGUGUGUUCCGAGUGUGGGAAUUGCUUCACUGACAAAUCGACCCUGGUCCAGCACCAUCGGAUCCACACCGGGGAGAAACCUUACGCUUGCCGGUUCUGUGGCAAAUGUUUCAGCCACAGCUCCCACCACAAGAGACACGAGAAGAUCCACAACCGAGAGAACCCUCUCUUUGCUUACCCGAUCCCCUUGUUUUGUUAUGGGAAUGCAGGUGUGACCUGGAAGAAGAGCUCUCCGUUUCAUGAUGCCUCCAAAAAGUCGGGGCAGAACCCUAACAUCUGCACGGAGUGCGGGCAAACCUUUGCGCAGGCUUUGGAUUUGGUGAGCCACCAGAGAAUCCAUGCCGGAGAAAAGCCCCAUAAAUGCUCUGACUGCGGGAAAGCCUUCAGCCUCAGCUCCAACCUGAGCAGGCACCAGAGGAUUCACACAAGGGAGAAACCCUAUCUUUGCUCGGAGUGUGGGAAAAGCUUUGCAGACAAGUCGUCUUUGGAGCAACACGUGCGAACCCACUCGGGGGAGACCCCCUUCCAGUGUAUUGACUGUGGGAAAAUGUUCAGCCAGAGUUCCCACGAGAAGAGGCCUCNGAGGCCUUUGAACUAUG